AUGUCCAAAAGCACCAUGCUCAGAUUAGUGUCCAUACACGCGUUGAUGAAACACUUGAAUCGGUGCGAAGUAGUGAUCAUAUUAUUCCUCCUGUGGGCCACUCUAUGGCCAUUGGUUUUCCCCAAUUGGAUGUCCUUUGGCUACAAACUGGUGGCCGACAGAGACAUCGACGCCGAUGUCUUCAGUUGUCAUACACUGAACACGACUGUCGAUAACAGAGCUGACUGUCCACUAGUGGACACCCGUUUAGAGCCAUUGGUGACUGCAUUGACCCAAACGGACAGCCAUUUGUUGGACACAAUCGCUGACAGGUAUGACAUCAAACUCGGCGGUCGACACGAGCCCCGGGAGUGCCGGAGCCGCCAGAAGGUGGCCGUAAUCGUGCCCUUCCGGGACCGGUGGCCGCACCUCAAGCUCUUCGUGCAACACAUGCACCCAUUCCUCGUGAGUCAACGCCUCGAUUACCAGAUCUUUAUAGUGGAACAGAUGGACACCAAUGGCUUCAAUAGAGGCAAACUGUUUAACAUUGGCUUCCGGGAGGCCAUCAAAAUGGACCCCGAGUUCUGUUGCUUCAUAUUCCACGACAUCGAUGUCCUGCCCAUCAAUCGCCGCCAGACCUACCAGUGCUCCCGCAGUCCCCGUCACAUGUGCUCGGCGUUGGAUAAGUUCCGGUAUGUGUUGAUAUACCCGGACCUGUUGGGCGGUGUGGUGGCCAUCAGUAGGUCUCAGUACGAGUUAGUCAACGGAUACUCGAAUCGGUUCGAGGGUUGGGGUGCAGAGGACGACGACUUCUACAAUAGGAUUAAAGCCAAAGGCCUUGUGCUGACCCGUUGGUCGCAACAGAUCUCCCGGUGCCUUAUGCUCAGACAUAAGCCCGAAAAGCCAAACCCCAGUCGUAUGGCUCUACUGGAGUCAGGGAGAGCCCGGUUCCAGUCGGACGGACUCAACGAUUUGCAGAAUAGUUACCAAAUACUGGCCGUUCAUUUUGAACCCCUCUAUACCAUAAUCAAAGCUAAGCUCUCAUAA
Messenger RNA from Oppiella nova, 1026 nucleotides. NCBI's taxonomy places the organism in Eukaryota, Metazoa, Arthropoda, Arachnida, Sarcoptiformes, Oppiidae. The record is from the annotation of a GenBank genome assembly.